GAAGAUAGAAGAAGAAAGAGGCGGAAGCGGGUGCCUAAAGUACCUGCUUCAGUACUUGUUUGUUGUUAUUCCCGUUAAAUUUCAGGAUGGCACAGUGGGGGGCAAUUUUUUCAAUAAUUGCUGCCCUUGGAGGAGCAGCCCUUUUGUCCUCAGUGCACAAGAUAGAUGAGGGACACACUGGUGUUUACUACAGGGGAGGGGCUCUGCUGACCACAACCAGUGGCCCAGGUUUUCAUCUUAUGCUCCCCUUCAUCACCUCAUACAAGUCUGUUCAGACCACGCUGCAGACAGAUGAGGUGAAGAAUGUACCAUGUGGCACAAGUGGAGGAGUGAUGAUUUACUUUGACCGUAUAGAAGUAGUGAACUUCCUCAUUCCAUCAGCAGUGUACGACAUAGUGAGGAACUUCACAGCUGACUACGAUAAAGCUCUGAUAUUCAACAAAGUACACCAUGAGCUCAACCAGUUUUGCAGUGUUCACUCUCUGCAGGAAGUCUACAUCGGCUUGUUUGACCAAAUAGACGAAAAUCUGAAGCUGACGCUGCAAGAAGAUCUAACUUCCAUGGCCCCUGGACUCAUCAUACAGGCAGUGCGUGUGACAAAGCCCAACAUCCCAGAGAGUAUUCGCCGGAACUACGAGCUCAUGGAGAGUGAGAAGACAAAACUGCUGAUCUCCCAACAGACACAGAAGGUCGUGGAGAAGGAGGCAGAGACCGAAAGGAUCAAAGCUGUGAUAGAGGCUGAGAAAGUGGCACAAGUAGCAGAAAUCAAGUUUGAACAGAAGGUGAUGGAGAAAGAAACUGAGAGGAAGAUCUCAGGAAUCGAAGAUGGUGCUUUCCUGGCUCGACAAAGGGCUAAGGCAGACGCAGAGUUCUAUACAGCACAGAGAACAGCCGAGGCCAACAAGCUGAAGUUAACACCAGAGUACCUGCAGCUGAUGAAGUACAAGGCGAUCGCUGCUAACAGCAAAAUCUACUUUGGCAACGACAUACCGCACAUGUUCGUAGACACAGGUGCUGCAGGGACUUCUAUAAAGGCCUCUACAGCCGUGGACAUGGUGGGUGAGCAGAUCUUGGAUAUGGAUUAAGUACAGGGAGGUACAGGACCACCAGGAGAGCAGUGGAUCAUGUGGUAGAGAGCAGUAGCCUGGUCCAUAAGGUCAUAAGGCUGAGAAAAACUGCUACUGCUACUGCUGCUGUUGUUGACCAGGGCCUGUGUUUCUCAAGCAUCUCAGAAUCUCUGCUAAACCUCAAACUGAAACAGAAAAUAAUAAUUCCCCACCCUAGAACAGAAAACUAGGAAAUUCACCACAGGCAAUAUCACUCCAAAUACAGUUGCUUCAUUUUCUAAAAUUGUAACAAACCCAAAAUUAUUAAUCGGGACAGGUUUUGUCAUCACAUUCAUAUUUUCUUUACACAAAAGUAUGAAGGGUUUACUUUAUUUGCAAUGCAUUCCAUUAUCCUUUUUAUCCUCUUACAAAAAAAAACCUUCUAGACUUUUUUUUUAGAUUUUUUUGUUGCUUAUUUGUACUGCUUCUUUAUGGAAAUUUGUUCUCAUAUAUAAGGUGAAUUAUAAAAUUUAGAGGAAGAAAAAGCAAAAUCUUUCAACUUUUCUAUAUGAAGUGUUUUCAAUGAUGAUUUCUGAAACUCUUGAAAAAUACAGGCCCUACCAAGAUACGUCACCGUAGACAAAUCACAGGGAAGAUGAAUGUAUAACUGCCUGGCCGUCAAACAUAACAUUGUCUUUCUGUCCGUUUGUUAUUCAUAUUCAUAUGUUUUUGUAAAUGGACAUCUUUAAUAUGAAAGAAUUUGAACCGUAUUUUGCAGAAAUGUAUAUAUAGAACGAUUGUUUUUCGCACUGUACCUUUAGUGUAGUACUGUAGUAAUGGCUUCACUGUUUGUUGUUGUGUUUGUUUCAUCUGUUAGUGUAUGUAUUUCUCGUGAACCCAAUCCUGUUCACAUCAAAUGACAAAAGCAGUUUGUGUGUUAAAAGCAGCGCCGUGCAAAUUGUGCCCCCUGUAGACCAUAUUCUAAAACGUUUGAAGGUGAUAAGUUAAACCAGAGCUUCUGAUCUGAAUGGUUGUGUAUAGAGAAGUUAGCUUCCUUUUUCAUAAAGAAACAAGCAUAUGGCCGUCUUUCCAUUUCUUUCCUGGGGAGGUUCUACACACGGUUUGAAUUACUUCAAAAUAGAGAAAUUUACUCUACACUUCAAUAUUCAUUAUUCAAAAUUGUGAGGUUUUUAUGUCUUCAAUCUUGACUUACCAAAGUAAAAACGAAAGUAGGGGCAGAGGGCAGCAUCAGAGAAGGUAAUCACGUUAUUAUAUAGCUUUUGUGGCCAUACUGAUCUGAUUAUUUUUGUAUGUUUCUCCAAGUUGUAAACCACCAAGUUGAGAAAGUGUUAUUUAGCCUCUACGCCACUCUCUUUUCCUCAGACAAAAUAAUUGAGUUCAGCUAAUGUGCUGUCAUGUUUCAUCAGCUCAUAACAGACUUUUGGUUUUGGUGGUUAAUUUUCACCCAAAGUUUGUCUUGGUCUGAACUUCACAGUCCAUUCCUGUGUAGUACUCCAGUUGUUUCUCUGUUUGUUUGUUUUUUAUUAUCUGUGCCAGUUUUUUUUUUUUUUUUUUUUACCAGGUUGAUCUUACACAUGUUAAUUCUUGCUUUAGUUCUUGACACAUUACUGUCCAUGUGAUUUUUUUUCAGUGCAUGUAUGUCUGAAAGAGAAACCUCACACAUUACUUCAUAUCAAAGGCUGAAACAUGACUUCACUGAAUUUUGCAAUUUUUGAGGCUCAUAAUAUAACAUGUUUUUCCUUUUAAACAAUUUAAUUUCUUGUUUCAAAGCAAAUAGACGAGCUGUCUAAAUUAGGUGACUAUGGUUAGAGGUGAUGCCUGAAUAAAUCCCCCCUAUUGUAUAGUAUAUAAACCUUUAGGAAAUACUAAAAAAACUCAAUAUAUGUUUUUAUUAAUCUGUCCUUGGUAAGAAUCACGUUACAGUGAUAAAAGCGUGACCUUUGGAACAGGAACUGUUAGACAGUAAAAAAAAAAGGAAAAGUUUUGUACAGGUCAGUUAUUAAGUCAAAUGUUAAGACGAUCAGGACCGAAAUCAUGUUUGUUAUGUCUGAUGUUUUUUUUAAUCAUCUAAGCAUUUGACUGCAAUUUUUUUUUGUAGAUGUAUUUUUGUGAUUGCAGUAACAUGUAGCAUUUCCACAUUAACAAGUGUCCACAUGGGUUUCUACAGUAAUUCAUGCAAUUGAUGCAUUUUAGAUAAUCAUAAUAAUAAUACAGGGUUUAAUCUUUAUGUGUGGGCUUAUUAUCUUAGAAUUAUGAGAAAGUUUUCUUUUCUAGUACAGAAAGAGACACAUUUCUUUUAACCAAGGCCACAUGUUUUAUUUCCUGAGUCCACUCUUGUCCAAUACAAAUAUACAGUUCACUGGGCCAAGUUUAAAACUUCCUGUCAGUCCUCAAAGUGACUUUUUUGUUAUUAUGAUUCUGGAUUCCCUGAUUAAUUCAAGAAUAGCAGUGACUUUUCUUUGCACUGACUUCACUUGUGAGUACCUAGCUCUAGACACUGUCAUUGGACAAAUCAAAUCAUGUGUGUUAUUCUAUAGGAAAUCACUGAUAAUUCUUAUAUAUAUAAAAAAAAUAUGCACUGAAGAAAUUGUGUUUGAAAGUAAAUAAAAAUAUACAGUUGUCUAA
Cynoglossus semilaevis (tongue sole) is the source of this 3692-nucleotide messenger RNA. RefSeq names its product ER lipid raft associated 2 (gene erlin2). Bases 87 to 1085 code for a protein of 332 amino acids. Gene Ontology annotation, biological process: SREBP signaling pathway. The record is from RefSeq and is a predicted model, not a curated record. Lineage: Eukaryota; Metazoa; Chordata; Actinopteri; Pleuronectiformes; Cynoglossidae. Gene Ontology annotation, cellular component: endoplasmic reticulum; endoplasmic reticulum membrane. Gene Ontology annotation, molecular function: cholesterol binding; ubiquitin protein ligase binding. The transcript has 12 exons.